Geodia barretti is the source of this 1047-nucleotide messenger RNA. NCBI's taxonomy places the organism in Eukaryota, Metazoa, Porifera, Demospongiae, Tetractinellida, Geodiidae. The record is from the annotation of a GenBank genome assembly.
AUGUUACCGAUUAUUUAUUGGUUAGCCACCGCUGCCCCGAUUGAAUCGGAAGCCACAUUGACCCCUCCCGUCGCGAAAACCGAUCCAAAAGUGGACACAGUGCACGAUGAAGCGCGUGUCGAUAACUAUUUUUGGCUCAGGGAAAAAUCGAACACGGAAGUCAUCGAAUACCUUAAAGCCGAGAAUAAAUAUACCCAAGCGAUGAUGCAGCAUACCGAGGGUUUUCAGGAACAACUGUAUCAGGAGCUUCUGGGAAAAAUCAAAGAAACCGAUCUCUCCGUCCCCGAAAAGAUGGGCGACUACUACUAUUACAACCGCACCGAGGAGGGAAAACAGUAUCCGAUCUAUUGUCGGAAAAAGGGAAGUCUAGAGGCGGAGGAGGAGAUACUUCUAGAUCAGAACGCACUUGCCGAAGGGCAUGAAUACCUAGAAAUAGGCGUCUAUAAAAUCAGCCCGAACCAUCAACUAUUGGCGUAUUCCAUCGAUACGACCGGCGGAGAGAGCUAUACCCUGUAUGUCAAAGACCUGGACACCGGUCAACUGUUAGGGGAUCAAAUUCCGAACACCUACUAUAGCGUUGAGUGGGCAAACGAUAAUCAGACCCUCUUUUACACCACACUGGAUCCGGCGAAGCGUCCCUAUAAACUUUACAGACACCAACUCGGCAGCGAUCCGGCAGCGGACGCCCUUAUCUAUCAUGAGGCAGAUGAGUCGUUUUUCCUAGACGUUUCCAAAACAAGGAGCAACGCUUACCUGCUGAUGGAGUUGGAGAAUAUCAAUACUUCUGAAGUCCACUAUCUAGAAGCCGAUCAACCCACAGACGAAUUCAGAGUCAUUUCGCCACGCCAAUCAGAGUUGGAGUAUUCCGUUGAACAUCACGGCGAUCAGUUCUUCAUCGUUACCAACGCAGAGGCGGUGAAUUUCAAGUUGAUGCGUGCUUCUGUCAACAAUCCGUCGAGAGAAAAUUGGGAGGAAGUAAUACCCCAUCGGGAGGCGGUAAAAACUAGACAGCGUCAGUGCCUUUCGGAAUCAUCUGGUUAUUUCUGA